AUGCAGGCUGUGCCCUCAGCCCUGGCCGCAGCCAUGGCGGUGCAGGUGGCCCUGUGGCACCACUGCCUGCAGGCCAUCCGCUCGCGGGGGCGCCCGGGCACGGGACUUCAGUGCGCUGAGGACGUGCUGCUCUCGGUGCUGGAACAGGUGCGUGCCCUGGACCCCCGCCUCCUCGUGGACUACUCCCGGGACCUGGAGGCCUUCCAGUUUGCCCUGCGCCCCUUGGAGGUGCCCCAGUGGGUGGACGCAGAGGCCCUCUUGACUGAGGAGGUGAGGACGCAGAGACAGGGCCGGCCUGGAUGCUGCCGCCUGGGCGUCCCCGGGGAAGGGCCCGGCCUGGAGCGGUGGAUGACAGACAAUGUCUUCAACACCCCCGGAGGGCAGCGCCAAGUGCGUGGCCACAUCGUGCCCAACAAGGUCCUGCAGGUCCCCAAGGACCUUCCGGUGGUGGCCAUCGUGCUCUGCACGGCCUCCUCACGCCAGCUCUCCACUGACUACCUGCUCACCAGGCUGCUGCUGGCUGUGCUGGGCUCCCUCCAGGGCCGUCACCUGGACCGCCUCUCCAUCCUGGACCGGCUCAACCACGAGAGCUGGCAAGAAGGCGGCAAGGGCCCUGGCCUGACCCUCGGCCACCUGAAGCCCGGACUGAGCUCCGUGUCCGAGGUGUCCGAGGCCUCCUCCGGGUUCCCAGGAAGUGACACUGCAGCUCAUGAGUGUGGCCAUCGGGCCCAGGGCUGUGGGGCACCUCAGGCCAGCCUCCCCAUCCUGGGGCCAGUAUCCUCGGAGGCCGCCCUGGGCCUGGGUGCAGAUCUCCCAUCAGACCGUGGGGCUGGGCUGCACAGAGUGGGUACUCCAGCCAGCUGGUGCCAGGCCUGGAAGCCCCUCACCAGGCUGCUGGCUGUGCUGGGCUCCCUCCAGGGCCGUCACCUGGACCGCCUCUCCAUCCUGGACCGGCUCAACCACGAGAGCUGGCAAGAAGGCGGCAAGGGCCCUGGCCUGACCCUCGGCCACCUGAAGCCCGGACUGAGCUCCGUGUCCGAGGUGUCCGAGGCCUCCUCCGGGUUCCCAGGAAGUGACACUGCAGCUCAUGAGUGUGGCCAUCGGGCCCAGGGCUGUGGGGCACCUCAGGCCAGCCUCCCCAUCCUGGGGCCAGUAUCCUCGGAGGCCGCCCUGGGCCUGGGUGCAGAUCUCCCAUCAGACCACGGCGAUGCUACGGGCCGCGUGCUCUUCCCGGCGCCCGAGGGGGCGGAGCCGCAGGGCGCCGUGUACCGCCAGCCUGUGGUGCUGCUCUGCUGUCUGGCCACCAGGAACCCGCCCCACUCCCUCUACCCCGAGCGGAAGCUGCCGCAGGACUCCGGCCUGGACCUCAGUGCCCUCUCCCGGCGCGCGGGGCGCUUCGCCGGCCAGCCUGAGGCCUCCCUGCGCAUCUGUGUCACCCACCUGGGCCGCAGCCCCCCGCCCCGAGUCGGCAGCGGGGUCAAGGCCCUCCUGCAGCUGCCCGCCAGUGACCCUGCCUACUGGGUCACUGCCGACUCCGGCGUCCUGCUGGGCGAGUUCCAGGUCUACAUCCAGGAUGAGGACUGGAUCUCGGCCAUGCAGAGCAUCUUCCUGAAGACCGAGACCCAGGGUGCUGAGAACUGCUGA
Molecule: messenger RNA, 1644 nt
Organism: Physeter macrocephalus (sperm whale)
Lineage: Eukaryota; Metazoa; Chordata; Mammalia; Artiodactyla; Physeteridae
Gene: MAB21L4
Product: mab-21 like 4
Source: RefSeq, a predicted model, not a curated record